AUGGCUGUGCUCUGGGGCCAACCCCGCCAGCACUGGCCUGAGAGAGGCUGCAGGGUGCUCGGCUUGCCUGUCACCGGAGGUCCCUCACGGCCAGGCUGCUGGGACGCAGGGAAUAGGGCACUGGCGCCCGCGGUCCUUAUAGAGCGACAUGAUGGAGGAAUCUGGAUCGGAGACAAUCAGCAGCAGCUCCUGCAGAUGCAACAGUUGCAGCAACAGCACUUGCUCAACCUGAAGAGGCAGGGGCUGGUCGACCUGCAGCCCAGCCAAGCCUCCGGGCUCCCAGCCAAGCCUCCUCCCCUCCAGGCCCUCCCGCAAGCAGCCGCGUGCCCAACAGACCUGCCUGAGCUGUGGAAAGGCCAGGGUGCCCCAGGGCAGCCUGCUGAGGACAGCAUCAGGCAGGAGGGGCUGGACCUCGCCAGCACAGCUGCCACUGCUACUUGGUUCGCCAACGCCCCCAAGGUCUCCCCACCCCUGCACCACCCCUUACCCAAUAGACAGCCCACUGUGCUCACAUCUCGGAGAGACAGCUCCUCCCACGAGGAAACCCCCAGUUCCCACCCCCUUUAUGGACAUGGGGAAUGCAACUGGCCAGGCAGUGAGACCCUGUGUGAAGACUUGGGCCAGUUUAUCAAACACCUCAACACAGAACAUGCUUUGGAUGAUCAGAGCACGGCCCAAUGCCAAGAACAGAUGCAGGUGGUCCAGCAGCUGGAGAUCCAGCUCACCAAGGAGAGUGAGCGGUUCCAGGCCAUGAAGGCACAUGUGCACAUGGGGCCUUCAGAGCCCAAGCCCUUCUGCCAGCCAGUGACCGUCUCUUCAGACCCAUUCCCAGAUGGCCUCGUGCAUCCCCCAACCAAAGCUGCUGCCCCUGUCACACCCUUGCAACCCCCUGGUCUGGGCUUUACCUCUUUGCAUAACCGCAGGAGAAGCAGCCACGAAUUCGGCUCCCCCAUCUAUUCAGAGCUUCCCAAGUAUCAUGAUUACUUCAAGAAUGUUGCUGUCAGGCCCCCCUUCACCUAUGCCUCCCUUAUCCGCCAGGCCAUUCUAGAAUCUCCAGAUAGGCAACUGACUCUGAAAGAGAUCUGUAACUGGAUCACCAGGAUGUUUGCCUUCUUCUGAGGAAAAACUGACAACUGGAAGAAAGUUGUGAGCCAAAACCUCAGAAUGCAUGAGUGCUUCGUCAAAGUGGAGACUGUCAAGGGGGCUGUGUGGACCGUGGAGGAGCAGAAAUAUCAGAAACGGAGAUCAUCAAGGAUGACAGGGAGUGAUGAUCUCGGGCCUCAGUUUUGGUGCCUUAACACCAGCUAUCAGGCUGCCCUGGCAGAGAGCAACUUCCCCUUCCUCAACAGUCCUGACAUGCUGAACCCUGGCUCAGCCAGCAGCCUUCUGCCCCUCAGCCAGGAUGACAUGGGUGCCCCUGGGGAGCCCCUGCCCUGCAAAGGGAGCAGCAGCCCCCCUCGCCUCUCCCCUCCUCAGUAAAGCCACGAGGUGCAAGUGAAAGAGGAGCCUGCUGAGGCAGAGGAAGACAGGCAGCCUUGGCCUCUCCUGGAUGUCUGUGGGACCUACAGAGAUGGUAAAGCAUUGUGUGCAACCAUGGAGAACUGA
Messenger RNA from Cricetulus griseus (Chinese hamster), 1605 nucleotides. Lineage: Eukaryota; Metazoa; Chordata; Mammalia; Rodentia; Cricetidae. The record is from RefSeq and is a predicted model, not a curated record.